AGCUGGCUCAUUUGCAUAACGCGCGUGAUGACGUCUACCAUAACAAAUGACUGAUGCCUUCAUGAACGGUCGGACAAAAGAAAGACAUUAAAACAUAUGCAAAAAUAAUAAUAAGGAAAAAAUAAAUAACGAAGGUGAAAACACCUCAUUUAAAGAUUAUCAGCAGCAUUAACUAUCGAAGUAAAUAUGUCUAAUAAAUAAGAUUGAGUUCAGUAUCAGACAAAGAAUUUACAAGUGACCAGAAAGUUAUCUGCUAGCAAUGGUUAUUUUUCAAAGCAGACGUCACACUAACUAAUAAUUAGUUAUAAAAAUAAAAGCCAUCUUUAAAAAAAAGCUCUGAUAUAAAAUUGCAUGCAUGAACAUUAUUAUUACCAUUAUUGCAUAUUACGUUAAACGUAUUAAAAGUAAACCGAGUGUUAAGGUUUUCUGCUUGUUAAAGGUUUUUAUGCUUAUUUAAAAUUAGACUUUCACUAUGAACUUGGUAAAUCAAACACUAAAUCACAACCACGAAAACAGUUGCACACUGAAUUUUUAAGCAAACAUUCUCAGUAAAGUUAUUUUUUAUUGCUGUAAAAAGUAUUAGAUUUUUUUAGUUUAAAGCGUUUUCUUCCUCUGUUGACGGAUUUGGAGAAUUCCAGCAUAAAAAGGCAGAAACUGAAUCAAAUGUAUUUAAAUCAAGAACUUCUCUAUCAGCAUUCUGAAAACAUAUCAAAAUAUAAACGCUAUAAUUACAAUAUAUACUUACACAUUGAGUUUAUUUUUUUGAGGUUUAGUAUUAACUGGAAUGACCCAAAACGGGAGUGUUUCCUCCCAUGACAAAGGAGGGUCCUCGAACGCAACCCACGUCACAUGUUGGUGAGAAAGUGAGAGCUUGUUCGGUUCUUUUAAACUCAGCUGAUUUAUCAGCAGAAUCCCAGUCCAACCAGAACCAAGAACCUCAGCGGCAUCCCAGGAAGAGGGAGUUGGUCCAUCGACCUUCCUGGAUCAGAACCGCAGAGAUCCGGUCCGGUAAAAGAAGAGCCAUGGAUUCCCUUCUGCGCAGUAAACCGGAGGACCGGGAGGAUUUUUACGGAGUGCUGGGGUGCGACGAGCUGUCGUCCACUGAACAGAUCCUGAAUGAAUACAGGAUCCGAGCUUUGGCGCGUCACCCGGACAAACACCUGGACGACCCGCAUGCAGUGGCAGAUUUCCAGAAGCUUCAGGAAGCAAAAGAGGUUUUAUGUGAUGAGGACAAAAGGAAGAGCUACGACCUCUGGAGAAGAAGCGGCGUGACCAUUCCUUUUCGUGACUGGCAAGCUCUAAGCGAUUCUGUUAGAACGUCCAUGCACUGGGCCGUGAGGACCAAGAAGGAGCCGAUGCUGGAGGCCGCAGAAGAACCGAAGACUUCAGGAGCAGAGGAGAGGGAGACACAUGAGGCUGGCUCUUCUUCCAGCGAUCACUGCCACCAGCGUUUCCGUUGGGCUGCUGACUCUCCGUCUCGCCUUCUGCAAAAGUUCAGAAAUUAUGAAAUCUAAGCGAUCAAUGAGCUGCACAGGGGUGUAGCGGUCAGCACUCACAGUGAGAGGGUUCUGGUUCAAUUCCCAGCUGGUUCCUUUUCUCCUCCAAAGGUUCCUCAGGACUCUGAAUGAUCCCUCAGGUGUGUGUCUUUCUGUGACCCUGUGAUGGACGGGAGAACCCCACCCGCAGGCGGAACCCCACCUCUGCCCCCACGGCCGGGAUAGGCUCCAGCAUCCCUGUGACCCUGAAGGAGGAAAAAGCCUAAUUAGAAAAUGGAUGGAUGUGACAAACCAACAGGAACUUUAGUCAGAAAUCCCUGCAGGUGAUCAACGGGAAAGAACUGAUGUGAAUGUAUUGGCCAACAUUUGACUGUUUUAUUUGAAACAUCAGAUUAUCAAUUGAAAAGAAUAAUCCCAGAGAUUACAGUUAUAAAAAUCAAGAUUGAGGCAUUCCUGUAAUGUGUGUGUGUGUGUUGUUGGUCUGAAAUGCUUUGUUGUUGUCGUCAUGUGAAGAAGUUUCGUGUCUUGAUAAAUCUGUGAAAUCAGGUCAUUUAGAGUAAAAAUGUAAAGAUUUGUGUUUUGGUUAAAAUGAGAUGUAAUUUGAAAAGAAUCUUCUAAAUAUCUGUAAAGAUUCGUAACACAAUAAAGUCUUCUGACGCCAA
Messenger RNA from Oryzias latipes (Japanese medaka), 2158 nucleotides. It is a transcript of the gene dnajc12, whose product is annotated as DnaJ (Hsp40) homolog, subfamily C, member 12. The record is from RefSeq and is a predicted model, not a curated record. NCBI's taxonomy places the organism in Eukaryota, Metazoa, Chordata, Actinopteri, Beloniformes, Adrianichthyidae. Gene Ontology annotation, cellular component: cytoplasm.